AUGGGUUCCUCUCUCUCUACUUUAAACAAUGAACAAUUAAAAUCAAUUUCAUUGACUACAGAAAAUACUCCAAAAAUCAUUCAAGAAUUCAGAAAUGCUGACACCAACAAGACUGGAUUGACUUUAGACCAAUUUAAGACCUUCUUCCGUGCCUCAAUUCAAGAAUGUGAUGAUGCAACUUUACAAAGUAUUUUUGAUUCAUUUGAUAGUGACAAAAAUAAUCUUUUUUCAUUUAAAGAGUUUUCAAGUUGUAUUUUCUUGUUGACCAAAACCGAUACCAAUAGAAAAUUGGAAUUCUUGUUUGAGACAUUCGACGAUGAUAAUAGUGGUUAUUUAAGCACCGAGGAGUUAAAGAAUGUGAUUGAAGUAAUGAAUACUACCAUUAGAAUCAUUGGUGGUCAAGACAUUAAUGACCGUAUAGAUUCCCUUAUCGCUUCCAUGGAAAGAUCUGGUCCAGAGAAUGGAAUCUCAAAGACUGAGUGGGUAUCGAAAGCAAGUGCAGACCAAGCAUUGCUUUCUGCUUUUAAUUAA
Messenger RNA from Heterostelium album PN500, 531 nucleotides. RefSeq names its product EF-hand domain-containing protein. NCBI's taxonomy places the organism in Eukaryota, Evosea, Eumycetozoa, Acytosteliales, Acytosteliaceae. The transcript is spliced from 2 exons. Bases 1 to 531 code for a protein of 176 amino acids. Gene Ontology annotation, molecular function: calcium-dependent protein serine/threonine phosphatase regulator activity; calcium ion binding. The record is from RefSeq and is a predicted model, not a curated record.